AUGGCAUACUCCAAUCACACACUCACAUCCGGCCAACCCCCUCCAUCUAAGAAACCCAGACUCAUGCCCAACCCUAUGAACUCUCUACCACCCCCUAUACAGACUGGUUCUCGACCAGGCGGACCGCCAGACCCAGCGGCUCUGACGAAGAAGCAAAAACGAGCGGCUCGAGACCAAUUCGUACUGCAAGAUGGACUAUAUGUCCGGAAAGUAAUGGAUCUCGUUCAUUCGAUCGAUACUAGCCGCAUCGCCGAACCAGAAGAGGUACCUUUGAACCUGAGAUACUUCUUUAAUCUACUUCAACGAGACGAUCCGAAUGAUCCUACGAGUGAAAGAUUGUUGAAUCCCAAAUGUACCGAGAAUAUCAUCUACCUCAUAACCUGUCUUACCGUCAACCAACUAAACCUGAAAAUACCAAAUAGAGUAAUGAGUGUCGAUCAUCAAACCAAUGUCGGUGUAAGAUGUGAUAGACCAGGAUUAGGAUUCAACUGUCAUGUGAUUAGGUUGAUAGGGUUGAUAAAGUCAGAAGAAUUGAAAGGGAUCUUAUGUUCUUUGAGUAAGAUAGGGAAUGGGUGUCAGGCCAACAGUACAAGUACAAGUGGAGAUACACAUACGGAUAAUAGCAAGUAUAGGGAAGUAUUGACCAGAGGUGGAUUCGAAUUUGGUUAUCUUUCCAAUCACAAGAUCAAAGGAUAUAACAUGCAAUCGAUAGGGUAUAACAAUGUCGAAGAUAUAAUUCAGAAUGUUGAAUGUCCAAUGACGAAAUUGAAUUAUGGAUAUAUACGAAUGGUCUUGACUAGAGUGAAAAUCCAACUCAUGUCACUCGAAUCGAACUUGAUGACUAGAUGUCAAACUAUCAACCACUUUGCUUUUACGCAAAUGCAGAAAUACCUAACCAUCUAUAAAGGUAUCAAUAAUGGAAUUAGCAACACGAUGGCCAAACUGAAAUACGGUGGAUUGGCCACAACAAUCAAUAUAGGUUUAAUCGAAAAUCUCAUCCCGACCUACCCACAUAUUGAAGAAAGCCAUAGUGAUAAUCUACCUUCCAUUAUCGUUCAAUUGAAUGGACCGACCAGUACGAUUAGGUUCCCGCAAUUGCAUCUGGACGUAGAGAUAAGUACGGGAAAUGUACUGGUGGUACCGUUGGGUAAUCUUCUACAUCAUUAUGUCGUCCCUCCUGCUUCACCAGCUGAUGAAAGGCAAGAUCAGAAAAGAUUAGUGAUGGUAUGUUAUACAAGGAAAUGUAUCGAAGAGGAGUAUGAGCGUAGUAGAAAAGGUAUAAAGUAG
Messenger RNA from Kwoniella mangroviensis CBS 8507, 1287 nucleotides. RefSeq lists its product as uncharacterized. The transcript has a single exon. The coding region runs from base 1 to 1287 and encodes 428 amino acids. Lineage: Eukaryota; Fungi; Basidiomycota; Tremellomycetes; Tremellales; Cryptococcaceae. The record is from RefSeq and is a predicted model, not a curated record.